Molecule: messenger RNA, 2718 nt
Organism: Puccinia triticina
Lineage: Eukaryota; Fungi; Basidiomycota; Pucciniomycetes; Pucciniales; Pucciniaceae
Exons: 3
Coding region: 1-2718 (905 amino acids)
Biological process (GO): tRNA splicing, via endonucleolytic cleavage and ligation
Cellular component (GO): nuclear inner membrane
Molecular function (GO): RNA ligase (ATP) activity; ATP binding
Source: RefSeq, a predicted model, not a curated record
AUGACCGCCGCCAGUCCGCUCGCCCGAUUCGAGCCCCAGCCGACGACCGCCCGCCAGACCGACCUGCUCAUCCACUCCCUGCUCCACUUCGGCCAGCCGCAUGGACCGCCGACGACGCCGGCGACGACGGCCCCGAUCGUCGAGCUCGACGAGCAGGCGAUCGCCGAGGCGCUGGCCAACAUAGCCCUCGCCCCGGCCACAGCGCCCGCCGACCCCAAGCUCGCCAAGCUCAUCCGCUCCCGGCUCUACGAGCUCACCCCCGCCCUCUCCGUCCGCUCCUGGACGAUGGCCGAGCACGUCUAUCGCAAGCUGCCCUGCCCCUUCCCAACCAUGGCCAGGGGCCUCUUCACCCGCGAAAACCCCGAGCGCACCCUCGGGCUCGGCAGACACGCCAUCGUCGCCCGCGGAUACGACAAGUUCUUCAACAUCGACGAGCUCCCCUCGACCACCUGGGAGGCGCUCGAGAAGCGGACCCAGGCGCCGUACCAUCUGACGCUCAAGACGAACGGAUGCAUCAUCUUCCUCGCCGCACUCAGCUCCAGCGAGCUCCUGGUGACCUCCAAACACGCCACGGCCGGCGCACCCGCAGGAUCGUCCGACGAGCAGGGCCCGCCGAGCCACUCGGCCGUCGGCGAGCGCUGGGUCGAGCGCCACCUCGCCCGCGUCGGCCUCACCCGCGCCGCCCUGGCCCACGAGCUCUGGGCGGCCAACGCGACCGCGGUGGCCGAGCUGACGGACGACGACUUCGAGGAACACGUCAUUGCCACCCCCGCCGACCAGGUCGGCCUCAACCUGCACGGCAUCAACCUCAACACCCCCGAGCUGCUCACCUACCCGCCCGCGCUCGUCGCCCAGUGCGCCGCCCGAUGGGGCAUGCAUCCCACCCCCUUCGCCGCCCUCGACUCCCUCGACGCCGUCAAGGAUCGCUGUCGGGCUAUCCAGGCCGACGGCUGGCCCGGACGCUCCGGCCAUGUCGAGGGCGUCGUCGUCCGAGCAUCGCCCCGCGACCAGCCCUCCCAUCCUACUCUCCCCACCCGCUCGGUCUUCUGGAAAGUCAAGUUCGAGGAGCCCUAUCUCACCUACCGCGAGUGGCGCGAACUGACGCGCAAGAUCCUGCACGAAAAGGCGCAGAACGCCCAGGCCUUUGCAGACGCAAGGACGACGGGCGAGAAGAGUCUGGACCUGGCCGCCUCGGCCGAGCUGGCCAAGGCGCUCAAGGUGAACGUGCGCAAGAUCCACAAGCCCGAGACCCGGCUGUACGUGCACUGGGCCCUCCAGGAGCUCCUCCACCGGCCCCAGACCUUCGAGCUCUGGCACCUCAACCGCGGCAUCGUCGCCGCGAGGGACGCCUUCUUCCGCUGGCGUGCCUCCCCCGAAGCACGCACUCUCGCCCUGGCCGCCGACAACCUCCCCCCGGACUCUUCUGCCGUGGACGACGACCAGCCGUUCGACAAGACGCUGUUGGCCCCCAUCGGCAUUCCUGGAUGUGGCAAGACGACGCUGGCCGUUGCGUUGAAGACGCUGGUGGAGUGCGGACACACGCAGAGCGACGACAUCACGACGAAGAAGACGGGGCCGGCGUUUAUCGAGAACGUGAAGGCGAUGCUGCUAGCGAAGGAGGGCCCGAGCGUGGUGAUAGCGGACAAGAACAACCAUCUGCGGACGCACCGAGCGGCGCUUGCGGAGCUCGUGGAGAAGCUGGCGGAGGGGGUGACGGUGAAGAAGGGCAGGGGGAAGGGCGCGGCGACGGAGCGGGUGCGGGUGCGGGUGCGACUGGUGGCGCUGACGUGGGACCUCGAGAGCCAUCCGGCAGACGAGCUGCACCGGGUCGCCGGGCAGCGGAUCGUCGUGCGGGGCGCCAACCACCAGUCCUUGCGGCCCGAGCUGACCGCCGGGGGGCUGGAGGCGCACGACGCGAUCCUGUGGCGCUUCCUCAAGACCCUCGAGCCCUUCGACCCGGCCCUGCAUCCCGAGGACCGCGCCUUCCGGCACGCCGUCCCGCUCCUCUUCGCCGCGCCCCUCGACGCCAACCUGCGCACCCUGUGCACCCACUUGCACGCCCUCUGUCCCGCCCUCGUUUCCCCCCAACUCGCCGCGGACCCCCGCAGGAUCGCCCAGGCCUUGGAGACCGCCAAGGCGUACAGACCCGCGGUCAAGAAGGAGAUGAAGGUGGAGCCGGGCUUGCUCGCGCCGCGCUACUUCGGCGUCCAGAUCGCCGCCGACCUCGGCCGCGUCGUCGCCGACAUGCUCGGCCCGGCGGCCGACGACGAGCCGCCGGCGGCUGCCGCGGGCCGGCGGAUGUAUCGGCAGUUAGUCGAGACCGGCCGGCUCACGGGCCGGCCCCAUCUGACGCUCGUCCACCAGAACCAGACCCGCGAGUGUCCGCAGAUGCUCCGGCAGUGGGAAGAGUACCAGAGCCGGGUCCUGGCCCGGGCCACCCGAGUCGCGCUCGUCCUCGGCCCCACCCUGCUCUGGAACGCCCGCGUCAUGGUCGUCGAGGCCGCCCUCUCGCCCCCGCCCGCCCCCGCCUCACCGCCGACGACGGACAGGUUCCAUGUGACUGUCGGGACGGCCGACGAGGCCAUCAGACCCGUCGAGGGCUUCGACCUUCUCCACCGCUUCUUCCGCGGCUCUCCCGCUUCUUCUGCCGCCGACCAGGUUUUUUCCCUCCACGUCAAGACCGUGGCUGUGGAGGGCACGCUGAAGGGGUUCACGUAA